UUUGAAUUGGAAAAAGGGAGGUGAGAGUGGGUGAGGGAGACAUUCAUCACGUGAUAUCAUUAGGUCUGGUAGUAUAUCGGAACUUUAUCCUCCGUAGGCCUUAAAUUGGGCAUUUCGUGGCCCAUAAGCACUCCAAUUUAUGGAAAAAAAAGGUCAGGUUUAAGAGUCAAUGUGUCACCAAACACACUUUAUGAAAUUGGAAAACACGCCAACGUUACCCAUACCCCUCACCUUCCCUAAGAAAACCCGCGAAACUUCUAAUAACCAGGGUUCACCACAGGUUCACGUUCAAACGCCGCAUUGUGAAAACUCCAUGGACGAAGUUAGGGCAACCUCUGCUUGGGUCGCAAGCCGUUCUUCACAUGUCGUCGUUGACCCCUCAGGAAUUGAGAAAGUGGUGAACACGAUCGAGUCUAUUCCCAAAGUGGAAUGGGAUUUUGAAGGGAUUCAUUAUUUUGAUAAUGGACCACUCACCGUUCAGUACUUGUUUGUAUUGGACGCUUUGAAUUUUUGCUUCUGGCCUGAUAAGGAUUUGAAUUAUGAUAAUUUGGCAUCUGGGCUAAAGGCAGCCCUUCAAAAUGAUAAGUCUGCAUUUGAUGCUGAUCGUCUGCAAAAGUAUACCGGUCCACAACUACGCGAGCUUUUUAAUUGGCCUAGACCUCUUCCUUUGGAAGAUGAACGAGUUAGGUUACUUCACGAGGUUGGGAUUGAACUGGAAAGAAAUUUCGAUGGAAAAGCUUCUAAUCUUGUUGAGCAGUGUGGAAAAUCUGCUGUGAAUUUGGUUGCCCUUGUUGCACGUCAUUUUCCUGGCUUUAGGGACCAUUCAGUGUACAAAGGUCGCCAAGUAUUUUUAUAUAAAAGAGCUCAGAUAUUUGCAGCUGAUUUAUGGGGUGCGUUUAGGGGCCAAGGAUAUGGCGAGUUUAAAGACAUCAGCUCUCUAACUAUAAUGGCUGACUACAUCGUCCCAGCUGUGCUUCAGCAGCUUGGCAUUUUAAAAUUCAGUCCAACACUUACCAGUACAAUCGAAACCAGUGGAGAAAUAGGUCCAGGGACUGAAGAGGAAGUUGAACUACGCGCUUGCUCUAUACAUGCUGUGGAGAAAAUGAGGGAGCUGAUAAGUGUAAAAUCAGGAAGACAGGUGCUCAGUGUGGAGCUGGAUCUUUGGCUAUGGGCUUCAGGAGUUCAGUGUGAAUCUCUGAAGCACCACCGAACACUUUCAAUAUAUUAUUGAGGAUAUGAUAUAUGGUAGCUCCUAGUUAUCAGCAAUUUAGUUGGUAGCGCAAGAAAAUUUUGCCUGUUUUAACUUUCAAGGUUAUUAUUGUUUAUGAUUCUAGCUUUUGUAAUUUUGGAAACGACAACAAGACCUUCAAAAUUAAUUAUGAAUAGCGGUAUAAUUUUUGGGAUA
Cicer arietinum (chickpea) is the source of this 1405-nucleotide messenger RNA. RefSeq lists its product as uncharacterized. The record is from RefSeq and is a predicted model, not a curated record. Lineage: Eukaryota; Viridiplantae; Streptophyta; Magnoliopsida; Fabales; Fabaceae.